AUGUCAAGCACUAAUAACGUCCCAGGUGGUCAACGUACCUUGCAAAAGAGAAGACAAGCUCAAGCUGUCAAGCAAAGAAAAGACGAAAAAUCCGUUCAAAAGGCUUCGCAAAUCAGUGAUGAAAAGAAAGGUUCCAUCUUGAAAAUUUAUAACGAUGAAGCUAACGGGUUACGAGUAGACCCAUUGGUUAUUUUAUUUUUAGCUGUCGGUUUUAUUUUCUCAGUUAUUGCUUUACAUGUCAUCUCCAAGAUGACUUCUAGUGCAUUCGGGGGUGUCUCUUCUUCCAAUGAAUAG
Molecule: messenger RNA, 294 nt
Organism: Henningerozyma blattae CBS 6284
Lineage: Eukaryota; Fungi; Ascomycota; Saccharomycetes; Saccharomycetales; Saccharomycetaceae
Gene: SBH1
Product: Arf family guanine nucleotide exchange factor SBH1
Exons: 1
Coding region: 1-294 (97 amino acids)
Biological process (GO): intracellular protein transport
Cellular component (GO): Sec61 translocon complex
Source: RefSeq, a predicted model, not a curated record